UAUGUUUUGAAGUUAAUCCUUGGGUUCAAGUUUUCACUUUUUAGAAGUGACGCGAUCACUAGAUCGACACGCUAGUAGCAUGACAUGUGGGAGGCUGUCAAUGCAGGUCCGUUGGCAUUGAACCAUGAGAUCUCGAGCCCUUGCAUCCGUUAGCAUGAUGGAUAAGACCCAUGGCAAUGGGACAAUAAGAUGGGGAUUAUAUCUGAUACGUACCAAAUGCCAUACUUCCCCCUAUCCUAUAAGAAGAAAUGGAUUCAGAGUCACUGUUCUCAUUCUAAUCAAUCUAGUCUGAUUCAGACAUUACUGACCAGUACUUCUUACCACCUCCAAGAUGUUUUUUAAGCAACCAUUUACAGUGCUCUUAUCCCUUUCGGCCACCGCUCUGGCUUGGGACGCUCCUGGUUACAGUGGCUUCACACGUGUCUGGCAGGACCCCUUCUCUGGUGCAGCCGGCACUUUGCCUGACACUAGCCGAUGGAACAUCAUACAGGGGUAUCUCAACGUCAACGCGGAACUCGAGGUCUAUACAUCAUCCAGCCGUAACGUCCAACGAAGCGGCGGCGACACCCUCCAGCUAGUCCCAUGGCGAGACGCUUCAGCCCUCAAGGGCUGGACUUCUGGCCGUGUUGAGAGCAAAUAUGUCUUCACACCUCAGCCAGGCAAGGUCACACGAGCCGAGGCCAACUUGCGAUUUGGCUCUUGCUCCAUUAACAACAAGCAAGGAAUCUGGCCCGCCUUUUGGAUGCUUGGAAACAUUCUUCGCAACGGCGGUAGCUGGCCUUCUUGUGGCGAGCUUGAUGUGAUGGAAACUGUCAACGGCCAGCUGACGGGAUACGGAACUGCCCAUUGCGAUGUUUAUCCCGGUGGCAUUUGCAACGAAGGUACCGGCAUUGGUGGAACGGUUGGGAUCCCGAAUCAGGACUGGCAUACCUGGAGAAUUGAGUUCAAUCGAGCCAAGAGCAGCUGGCGAGACGAGACUAUUACCUGGUUUUUAGACGGACAGCAGUUCCAUCAGAUCUCAGGUGCGAGAAUCAACAACGAGGGAGUCUGGAAUACCUUGUGUCAUAGUCCAAUGUAUUUCAUCCUCAAUGUCGCUGUUGGUGGUACUUGGCCUGGAUAUCCUAACGGCAACACCUGCGACGGUUAUGGCAGCAUGAUGGAGGUCGGUUAUGUCGCCCAUUACUCUAACUAGGGAUGAGCUGAUGGCCAUACUUUUAUCGCUUUUGUUAUAUACUGUCGUUUCUGCUUUUAGAUCCUUGUCUGCAUCGAGAUAUCCCAUUAGAGGUACAUAUGCUGUUUAUCUGGUCGUCUUUUUUGAGUUCUUCGCCGUCUCUACGCCUUUACAUUCGUUUCUUCUUGUAUUACUACUAGAGAUAGUAUAGAGUAUAUAUUCAAGUUCUACAUAAACCCAAA
This is a messenger RNA of Fusarium redolens, 1413 nucleotides long. Its product is annotated as concanavalin A-like lectin/glucanase domain-containing protein. The coding region runs from base 332 to 1192 and encodes 286 amino acids. Gene Ontology annotation, molecular function: hydrolase activity, hydrolyzing O-glycosyl compounds. Gene Ontology annotation, biological process: carbohydrate metabolic process. NCBI's taxonomy places the organism in Eukaryota, Fungi, Ascomycota, Sordariomycetes, Hypocreales, Nectriaceae. The transcript is spliced from 2 exons. The record is from RefSeq and is a predicted model, not a curated record.